Nerophis lumbriciformis (worm pipefish) is the source of this 1161-nucleotide messenger RNA. The record is from RefSeq and is a predicted model, not a curated record. Lineage: Eukaryota; Metazoa; Chordata; Actinopteri; Syngnathiformes; Syngnathidae.
AGGAUGGCUAGUUGUGGGGAGGUUGACCACUCUGUUAGCUCACUUCCCCCAAGUAAGAAAGGUAGCGGAAGCAGCAGCAAUGGUAGUGGGAACAGUUCAGAAUCAUGUUCUGGAUCCAGCAAUGCAUCGCCAGCCCUCGCUGUACCCGAGUGUGCCAUCUGUCUACAGAGCUGCGUCCACCCGGUGCAACUGCCUUGCCACCACAUCUUCUGUUUCCUUUGUGUGAAGGGGGCAUCCUGGCAGAGCAAGCGCUGCGCUCUCUGCAGACAGGAAGUGCCCGACGACUUCUUGGAAAGGCCCACACUUCUCUCUCCGGAGGAGCUAAAAGCAUCUGCAGGGGGUCGGGGCGGGGAAGUGAGCGAUCACGCCUGGUAUUACGAGGGCCGCAACGGUUGGUGGCAGUAUGACGUACGAACCAGCCGGGAGCUGGAGGACGCUUUCUCCAGGGGUAAAAAGACGGCGGAGAUGCUUAUUGCCGGGUUUUUGUAUGUAGCCGACUUAGAAAACAUGGUGCAGUACAGGCGCAACGAGCACGGACGGAGACGCAAGAUCAAGCGGGAUGUGUUGGAUAUUCCCAAGAAGGGAGUGGCCGGACUACGUUUGGACACUGAGGGAGUCACUGGAGCGAUUGGGCCAGCAGGUAGAGAAAACUCUGCGGACGGAGCCGAUACCACAGCGGCGGGCUCGCAGCAGCAGGGCGCCGCCAUCCCAUCCACGACGACAACCUCUCCACCCGUUGCCAGACCUACUGCUUCCUUGGGAGGUCAACCUAGCAGCAGCAGCAGCCCCUCUCUCGAGGACGCUUUCUCACAACUCCAAGUCAGUCACAGGCCCACGCCAUCUUCCGAGCGAUCCGGGGUAGGUGAAGGAGAGGAAGAAGAUGAAGAGGAGGAUGCCUCACCAUCCAGAUCCUCUGACCAUCACACCUCUGUGGACGAAUCUGGCUCCGGAGACUGGAGCGAUGAUGAGGAAGAAGAGGAGCGUGAUGAGGAAGGGGAGGAGGGAGGCGACGUGGAGCUGUGGGAGGUCCGGCCACAGAGGCAAAGACUGAACCCAGAAGACAGAGCCCUCCCAGGGGCAGAAUCCACUUCCCCCCCUUCGUCAUCCGCGAGCGGAAGAUCCCGAAUGCCUGAUGGUCAGUGUACAGUGACUGAAGUGUGA